Messenger RNA from Linum trigynum, 859 nucleotides. The record is from the annotation of a GenBank genome assembly. Lineage: Eukaryota; Viridiplantae; Streptophyta; Magnoliopsida; Malpighiales; Linaceae.
UAUAUUAUUUUGUUGUCACCGCUGCGCUAAACUAUAUGUAUAAACUCCGUCGGUGCAUCAAGGCUGGCUGACUCAACUCCUAUAACUUUCCAAACUUUGCGCAGAUAGUCCUCAACUUUAGGUUUUGAACCAUUCCACCCUCACAAAUGCAAGCUUCGUUCCAGAGAUAGCCUUAUCUCUUAUCAAAUGCAGGCCACAAAUCUGCACCAGCCAGAAAUCCUCUUUUCCCCACCUCGGCCAUGGCUACGCACACCCUCCAUUUCGCUCCAUCUCCUCUGCUCCCUCCCACCAAACCAAACCUCAGCAGCAAAUUCCCUUCUUCUGGAUUCAACUACAGAACCGAGAGAUCCUUCAAAUCCGUCGCGGUUCGAUCAUACAAAGUGGUGAUUGAACAUCAGGGCGAGUCCACGGAGCUUGAAGUCGAGCCAGACGAGACCAUACUAUCCAAGGCACUGGACUCCGGUUUAUCCGUGCCUCAUGACUGCAAGCUCGGAGUGUGCAUGACUUGCCCUGCGAAGAUAGUCAGCGGCUCAGUCGAUCAGAGUGACGGCAUGCUCAGUGACGACGUGGUGGAGCGCGGCUACGCGUUGCUCUGUGCCGCAUACCCGACGUCGGAUUGCCACAUUAGAACCAUUCCCGAAGAAGAUUUGCUGGCGCUGCAGCUCGCAACGGCUAAUGACUGAGAGUGAAAUUUGUUGAACAUUGUGGUUGUCUGGUUGAAUGUGUAAUCUCUUCUAUCUCGCUGGAUUGGAUUGCUGUGUUUUGCUGUAACUGGGUAGUAAACUCUGUGUUGAGAAUUUUGAGAAUGCAGUGGGACAUUUUACAUUACUCGCUUCUGUGUAUCCCCUGUAUCAGAACU